Syngnathus acus (greater pipefish) is the source of this 1580-nucleotide messenger RNA. RefSeq names its product nucleolar and spindle associated protein 1 (gene nusap1). Gene Ontology annotation, molecular function: microtubule binding. The transcript is spliced from 10 exons. Gene Ontology annotation, biological process: mitotic chromosome condensation; establishment of mitotic spindle localization; mitotic cytokinesis. The record is from RefSeq and is a predicted model, not a curated record. Gene Ontology annotation, cellular component: microtubule; nucleolus; mitotic spindle. The coding region runs from base 100 to 1356 and encodes 418 amino acids. Lineage: Eukaryota; Metazoa; Chordata; Actinopteri; Syngnathiformes; Syngnathidae.
GUGUCCCCUGUUUGAAUCAAACACGUUUCACCCUGCUGAGAAAACGUUGAGAGUUUCUGCUGUUCCUCUCGUUUUCAGGACUUAUUAACAUACUAAACUAUGGAUUUGGAGUCAAUGAAAUAUGCUGAGCUACGCGACCUUGCGAAGCAGCUAGGUCUCAAGGCCAAUAUGAAGGCGGACAAGUUGUUUAAAGCCAUUAAGAAGCAUUAUGAGCGAGAAAAGGACACAGAAAACAAGAUAGAAGCUACGGUGGCCAAUGUCACUGCUGAGGUGAAGACAGACGAAUCCACGGAUGCGGUUUUGAGUUCCUCAGUGUUUGUCAACACACGUCGAGGAAAAGCGCAGAAGAAAAGGUUGGGGGAUGAUGUAUUCACGUCUGGCCCCGAAGACACGUCCGUGAACAUCCCUCCAAGUGAAGUGGAUCCACAAGUCCACCCUGAAAACAAGAGACGUCGAUUGUCCACUCUAUCCAAGACUGAGAAGGAAGCGAAUAAACCUGUGGUCGAGUCUUCAGACAUGAGUAGUCAAGUACAGAGCGAUGCCAAGGAGGAAGAAGGUAAUGAUGUUCCCAUUGUAAUCAAAGCCGGUAAGAUCCCUCGCUACAAAGGGCGGCGGCAGGUGAACAGGGCAGCCCUGAAACCAGUCACGCCCAACUUCCAAAAACUGCAUGAGGCCCAAUUCAACAAGAUGGAGUCCAUCGACGCCUAUAUGCAAAGACGGAACAACAACAACAAGAUGGAGCCUAUUCAAGAGCCUAAGGUGGCGAAGCCUUCUCGCGUGUCCUUGUUCAGCCCCGCGCCCUACAGGAACAAGAAACCGCUGACUUCGAACAAACCAGAUCCUCAAAGCAAGGUGGCUGAAAAAAAUAAAGAUGCUGUCUUCAAGCCCUCUGUGCUUUCCACAAGAAGGAUCAACGUCAGGUUUUCCGAGUUGAUGCCGGAUAACGAGUACAAGCGAUCACUGGUGAAGACGCCAGCACGCAAGUCGCUCGCCUUGGCCACUAGCACACCCAGCAAGCAGACGCCCGGAGGAAGGAAAACCUCCACUGCAGCAUCAUUUGUGUUCACCGGCAACACGAGCGUCACCCCGGGAACGCAGAAGAAGCCCGUUUUUGACCUGAAGGCCAGCCUGUCCCGCCCGCUUCCUUACAAGCCUCACACAGGCAAGCUGAAGCCAUUGGGCGACUGCGAAGAAAACAAAGUCGCUGACAAGUCUUUGGUUGCUGAUUCUCGGGUAAAAAACUACAAACAGCACAGAGUGCAGACCAGGGAGGAGAGGCAAACCAAACAAGAAGAAGAUCGCAAAGCAAAAAAGUCAAACUUGCUGUGUGCACGACGAGGCCUGGUGAUGGAUUAGCCUGCUGGAUUGCUUCUUUUUUUUUUUUUUUUUUCUUGUAAAUAUAUUAACUGUCGCUAUCUUAUUUUAGCUUCUCCUGGGUGGCAUUUGUUAGCAUUUUCGUUUGCAGCUUUGUCAAUCAGUUUGUUUUUAUUCCAAGCGCUGUGUAUUAACUUCCAUAUUUGUUUCUUUUAUUGUUGUUUCUAAAAUAAAAAGGCAGAAGAGAAUUACCUUCUCUAAAAUAA